Messenger RNA from Neurospora tetraspora, 933 nucleotides. RefSeq lists its product as uncharacterized. Lineage: Eukaryota; Fungi; Ascomycota; Sordariomycetes; Sordariales; Sordariaceae. Bases 28 to 615 code for a protein of 195 amino acids. The record is from RefSeq and is a predicted model, not a curated record. The transcript has 2 exons.
UCCCCGGCCGAUGCCACACCAAAAUCCAUGCCAUACCAGAAUCCCCGGCCGAUGCCACACCAGAAUCCCUUGCCAUACCAGAAUCCCCGGCCGAUGCCACACCAGAGUCCGGUGCCAUACUGGCCGAUGCCACACCAGAAUCCGCAAGGGCAGAUGCCACACCGAGGGCAAAUGCCAGCGGAGCCAUACAUACCCCCGCCGCCCGUGCUAGACGUUUUACAAGUACUCGAAUUCACCCCGGAACAACUAUUGACCCACGCCCGCCUCUUGGUCCGCACCAGCCUCUGGAUGCACGCAGUCCUCUCAGAAGAUGACCACCUUGCCAGCCUGCCCGAACAUUCGAAGCACCAACUCAUCACCAGGUUCAAGGCGUUUGUGAUACAGCUCAUGACCGACCCGAGGCAGCGUCUACCAAGGAGUCUGUCGUUUUCUUCAUACUUCCUAGACAGAGACAGGCACCUUGUUCCCGAGGACGAGCGUCGUCGACCAAGGAGUAUGUCGUUUCCUUCAUACUUUUUAGCCAGGGACUUUGACGUUUCUUGGCCAGACAUGGACACGCACGCCCAGACUCAACAAGGGGAAGAACCUCAAGAGGAAGGAUCUCAAGAGGAAUAGCCUCAAGGCGAGCCAAUAAGCCCUGACGAGGAGCAGGCGGAAGAUGGGGUCACAAACCUGCCCGAGAAUGAAGCCGAACGCACGACUGGACGGUUACCCACCAAUCAUCAAAGAAGCGUAUGAUAACCGCUAGCGGGCGUGUUCGGGUUUUUGUUUGGAAACGGACGGGAUGUGAUGAGGACGGAAUUGGGAUUCGGAUUGGUUUUUGUGUAGAGUUUUAGUAGUAUUUGUUUGCAUGAACUUGGGAAGCGUAAAAAUAGUUAGUUCAUUAGCGGUUAUGGGUUGAUCGAGGUUUUGGGAGUGUGAUUAGGUUAGGUA